Betta splendens (Siamese fighting fish) is the source of this 3720-nucleotide messenger RNA. It is a transcript of the gene ift54, whose product is annotated as TNF receptor-associated factor 3 interacting protein 1. The transcript has 16 exons. Bases 28 to 1923 code for a protein of 631 amino acids. Gene Ontology annotation, molecular function: microtubule binding. Gene Ontology annotation, biological process: cilium assembly; intraciliary transport; regulation of microtubule cytoskeleton organization. The record is from RefSeq and is a predicted model, not a curated record. NCBI's taxonomy places the organism in Eukaryota, Metazoa, Chordata, Actinopteri, Anabantiformes, Osphronemidae. Gene Ontology annotation, cellular component: ciliary basal body; centrosome; intraciliary transport particle B.
CAUUUAUAAAUACUUUGGACCGCUGUCAUGAAUGCGGCGGUGGUGAAAAAGACCCAGGACACGCUGGGCAAAGUGAUAAAGAAACCGCCUCUUACGGAAAAACUGCUAAACAAGCCCCCGUUUCGAUACCUACAUGACAUCUUCAGUGAGGUCAUAAGAACUACUGGUUUUAUGAAAGGCUUAUAUGGUGAGAAUGAGAUGAAGUCAGAUAAUGUUAAGGACAAGGAUUCUAAGAUAGCCUUCCUUCAGAAAGCCAUAGAUGUUGUGAUGCUGGUGAGUGGUGAGCCCCUGGCAGCAAAGCCAGCACGGAUUGUGGCUGGCCAUGAGCCUGAGAAAACCAAUGAACUGCUGCAGACUAUUGCCAAGUGCUGCCUUAACAAGAUGGCCAGUGAUGAUGCGGUGAAACGAGUGCUUUCAGGAGACAAAGGGGACAUGAAGACCAAGGCCAGCACCUCUAGGUCCCAGGACAAGGAAAAUAGAGAAGGACGUGAACGUCACAUGGAUAGAGAGGAAAAAAGAAAGAUUACAGAGCGCAGUGGAAGCAGGGACCAGAAGGACCCAGACCAGCCCAGAGAGCAGGAAAGUCGUCCUAGAGAUGGAGAGAAGGAGCAUCACAGGGAGCGGGAGCGCUCUGAUAAGCACCACCGCAGUGAACAGGACCACGGCAAAGACCGCAACAAAGACAGCAGCCGAGACAAGGAUAGAGACAAAGGACGAGCAAAAGACAGGGAGAGAGAUCGCGAAAGGGAAAAAGACAGAGAGAGAGAUAAAGAUCGAGAUAAAGCGAGAGGGCGGGAUUCCCACGGAGAACGUGACAGAGACAAGGAAAAACGACGGGACAGAGACAAAGAACGUGAAACUGAGAGAGGCCGACACAAAGAAGGAGACGAGAGAAACAGAAGUGUAGAGAAUGGCCAUAUCAAGGUCAAAGGAUCUGAGGAACUGCAACAAAAACCCAGCCCUGAUGAGCCCAGACAAACAAGCAAACCCAUGACAGCUCCUGCAGAAGCAGUUGAUAACAAGUCUGACAGUCCAGCUAGAAUACCUCGGCCUUCGUCUGCCAAAGGACAGAGGAGGAGACCUAAAGUUGGAGAUCAAGACGAGACUGACAGUGAGGGAGAUUUGGAUGCCCAAAGACCUGUUCCUCAGGAAAACAGAGAUGGCCCAAGCUCCUCAGUGCCUUCUGACUUGGCUUCCAGUAACAGACGAAUAGCGCGGCCCAGCAGCGCUCGCCCAGCACCUCCUCGGGUCAAAAAACCAGACAGUCACGGUGAUGUGGCAUCAACUGACAGAUUGUCCAGUGCCAAGCUGUCGGCACCUGUUAUUAUGGAUCGAAAGAAGCUGUCGGAUGAUGAGGCGGAUGAAGAUGAGCAGUUCCUUGUGGAGGAGGCUGUCCCUCUACCCUCAGAUGUUCCUGAAAUUGGGGAACCUGCACAAGAACUAGACAGUGAAGACAAACAUGGUGGCCUUGUGAAAAAGAUCCUUGAGACUAAGAAAGAUUAUGAGUUGUCACCAUCCUCUCACAAAUCUAAAGAACAGAACUUGGUGUCGGAAGCAGCUCGCAAGAAAGAACGGGACUUGGUGACGAGAGAGAUUGAGCGGCUCCGCUCAUCCAUCCAGACGGUUUGUCGCAGCACCCUGCCUCUGGGCAAGAUCAUGGACUACAUCCAAGAAGACAUGGAUGCCAUGCAGGCUGAGCUGAACACCUGGCGGCGGGAGAACAAGGAGCACGCUCAGGCUUUGCUGCAGGAACAGAGAGCCACGGAGCAGGCAGUGGAGCCGCUUAAAGCAGAGCUGUCUGAGCUGGAUCAGCUGAUCAAGGACCAGCAGGACAAGAUUUGUGCAUUAAGAUCCAACAUACUGAAGAAUGAGGAGAAGAUCCAGAAGAUGGUGACAGGAAUCAAUUUCUCUUCUAGGAGCUGAAGUGACAUGCAAGGUAUACAAGGAAUAGCUUUUAAAAAUGCACUGAGACGUUGGCGUUCAACCCAACGGAGAGAGCGUCUUUCCUCUGAGGUUAGAAGUGAUGGGACCAAACACUGCACUUGUUGCUGCACUAGGUGUUUAUGUCAGAACAGGUGCCUGACCCAGAUCAUAUUCUGACAUGGAAGGGGAGGAGACGCCCCGGCUGGCAAACACCGUUCACUAGUUCAGCUGUCUGACACUAUUCUAACAUAAUUGGGUGAUGUUGUCAGCUGCAGACAAAUAAAUAAAUAAAUUGAUCUUCCUGCUCUGCACACCAACGUAACCCUUUUCUGUAAUGGUGCCUUUGGGUCGGUUAACCAAAUAACAUAUUCCAAUAAUUAGUACUAAACUUACUGUACACACUGAACUACAUUUUAAAAGUUGUAUUUUUAUAAUCAACCCUAAAAACAUUUCAGAGCAUGGCAACAGGGCCUAGUUCAUUGAAAUCUAUAUUCCAUACAUAAUAUAGUAGAACCUUGUUUUGUAUUGUCAUUUAAGACUCUCUUAAUGAUCUUUUCUUCUUCCAAGUUUUUUCUUCCAAACUAGGUUCAUCAGACUAGUCUGUGAAAAAAGGAGGCUUGUGUCAAGAAAUGUUUCCCUGAAUUCCCAGCUCUGUCCUGUCUUGUAAAAGCACUGCUGCACUUUGAUAAGUGUGAAAAGAGGAGGAACCUUUGCUUUACUUGUGCUUCACCUCUUUUUCUAUCUCCUUUAACAAGCGCUCUCAUAUUAUAAUAUUCCUGGCUGCAAAAGCACAUAAACGUUUUCCAUAUCGUUAGCACGUGGGGCGUUCGCCGUCCUGGAGGACCCCCAGCUGCUUUAGGUUUGCCAAACUCUUCCUUUUUACCCUGGAGGCAACAUCUGGUCAGAAUGAAACGUACAAAUGUCUGACUUUCAUUGCUUUAAUGAGUGUAUUUUUCACAUGUGGCUAAUGUGAAAUUAUAAAGCAAUAAAAGCUGCUGAUAUUUACAGUAGGACGUGUAAUAGUUGACAUCUCAACUAUCACAUGUCCAAAAAUGUUAAUAUCUCACUAUUGUGCACAAACAGAACCCAACAUAGAUGCAGUUAACUUAUUGAAAUGAUCUUGUUUAGCCAACCUUUGUUAGUUCACCCUCAUAAACCGCUUGCAUUUAUAUCAACUUAUUUGAAAACUGACUUACUAGACCCAUCAAUAAGUUUUGAUUACAGCUGUAUUAAAAAGGCGCUGUUCACCCUUAACGUGAUGCUCACACACACUGUGCUACACCUCCACUUUUCUGCAAAACAUACUCUUUCCAGUCUUCAGAUCAGUGGGUUGGACGUGUGACAAAACAUAUAUGCUAAGAAUUAGUCCUGUGAAAUUGUUAAUGUUUAUGUUUAGUACAGACUUGAAGAAGGACUUGAGACAUGAACAGUUCCAAGAAAUAUAGUUUACAAUAUUUUACUGUAUUUACUAAAGGGAUUUUGCUUCAGUGGGCAAUAUCUUUAUUGAUGCUUUUCAUCUUAUUUCAUCACUAUAAGGAAUCAACAGUCUAAUUUCAUUGACUUAGAUUUUAUUCUAUUUUCAUAUCAGUAUUACUGUACAUGUAAUCCAUUAAUACAAAAGGUUGCCUAGUGGAAAAAGUGUAUGUUUUAUGAAAGGACUAUUAACACUGUACGCUCUGUUUCACAUACUGAGUUUAUCUUUAAAAUGUACAUUAUGUAUAUGUGGAGACUGUACUAUAAUUCGAAAUAUUAUAUAAUUUUGUAGUGGAGUGAAAUAAAUGGUUAUGUUGCAAUAAA